Messenger RNA from Suncus etruscus (white-toothed pygmy shrew), 921 nucleotides. RefSeq names its product taste receptor type 2 member 41-like. Gene Ontology annotation, biological process: detection of chemical stimulus involved in sensory perception of bitter taste; G protein-coupled receptor signaling pathway; sensory perception of taste. Lineage: Eukaryota; Metazoa; Chordata; Mammalia; Eulipotyphla; Soricidae. Gene Ontology annotation, molecular function: G protein-coupled receptor activity. Bases 1 to 921 code for a protein of 306 amino acids. The record is from RefSeq and is a predicted model, not a curated record. The transcript has a single exon. Gene Ontology annotation, cellular component: membrane.
AUGCAACCAGCACUCACAUUCUUCUUCAUGCUGCUCUUUGUUCUUCUUUGUCUCCUGGGACUCCUGGCCAAUGGUUUUAUUGUACUGACUCUGAGCAGAGAAAGGAUGUGCCAUGGAAGGCUCCUUCCCUCUGACCUCAUCCUCCUUUGCUUGGCAGUCAGCCGCUUCUUCCUGCAAUGGGUUGGGAUGGUCAACAGCUUCUACGGCUUUCUCCAUUUUAUGGAGUACAGAACUGUCCGCCAGUUCUUUGGGCUGCAAUGGGACUUCCUGAACACAGCCACCUACUGGUUUGGCACUUGGCUCAGUGUCCUCUUCUGUUUGAAGGUUGCCAACAUCUCCCACCCUGCCUUCCUCUGGCUGAAGUGGAGGUUCCUGGGGUCAUUGCCCUGGUUGUUGCUGAGUACCCUCCUGAUAUCCUCCCUUGUCACCCUGCUGUUCUUUUGGGGGAAUCAUGAGUUGUAUCAAGGAUUCUUAUCUAGAAGGUCUUCUGACAACAUGACAUACAGAGAGUGGAGCAGGAGGCUGGAACUUUCCUAUUUCCUGCCCCUGAAGCUGGUGACAUUGUCCAUUCCCUGCUCCAUUUUUCUGCUCUUCAUUGUGCUGCUGAUCAGCUCUCUGAGGGUCCACAUGGGGAGAAUGAGGCCCCACUUUCACAGCCUACAGGAUCCCUAUGCUCAGGCUCAUACUCGAGCUCUGACAUCUCUCAUCUCCUUUCUCGUUCUUUAUGCUCUCUCUUUUGUGUCCCUAAUCAUUGAUAUCCUGGGAUUUUUUUCCAUAGAGAGUGACUGGUACUGGCCGUGGCAGAAUGUAAUCUACUUGUGUAUAUCUGUCCAUCCCUUGAUCCUCAUCCUCAGCAAUCCCCGGCUUCAAGGGAUGUACAGGCAUCUACUUCUGUUGGCCAGGGGCCUCUGGGAGUCUUAA